This is a messenger RNA of Esox lucius (northern pike), 553 nucleotides long. RefSeq names its product calcium-binding protein 2-like. The record is from RefSeq and is a predicted model, not a curated record. Lineage: Eukaryota; Metazoa; Chordata; Actinopteri; Esociformes; Esocidae. Gene Ontology annotation, molecular function: calcium ion binding.
AUGCAGCACAGAGAUCUACAUCCAGAUGAGAUUGAAGAGCUGAAGGAGGUUUUUAAGGAGUUGAGGACCAUGGGAUAAAUGCCCACUGAGAUGGGCCUCAUCGAACUCAGCCAGAACAUAGAUGGCGGCAGAGUGGACUUUGAGGACUUUGGGGAGCUGAUGGGUCCCAAGAUGUUGGCGGAGAUGGCAAACAUGAUAGGAGUGAAGGAACUCAGAGAUGCUUUCAAAGAGUUUGACUCCAACGGGGACGGUCAGAUCAGCCUGGCCGAACUGAAGGAGGCCAUGAAGAAGCUGAUGGGGGAGCAGCUCAACAACCCGGAGAUUGACGAGAUCCUCCAAGACGUGGACCUCAACGGGGACGGCCUGGUCGACUUUGAGGAAUUUGUCCGAAUGAUGUCUCGUUGAGUCUCCUGGUGAGAAGACCCUGAUCACAUGACCUGGAGAGUUAACAAAAACAGCAACGCCUCUACUAAGAUGUUAUGGAUCAGUCCUUAAUAUGGACUUUUACAAUGAAUUACAAUAUUGUUGAUACAUAUUUCAUGUUUUUCUUAUG